Messenger RNA from Nasonia vitripennis (jewel wasp), 2002 nucleotides. Its product is annotated as probable cytosolic Fe-S cluster assembly factor AGAP009023. The transcript is spliced from 8 exons. Gene Ontology annotation, cellular component: cytosolic [4Fe-4S] assembly targeting complex. Lineage: Eukaryota; Metazoa; Arthropoda; Insecta; Hymenoptera; Pteromalidae. Bases 396 to 1850 code for a protein of 484 amino acids. Gene Ontology annotation, biological process: iron-sulfur cluster assembly. The record is from RefSeq and is a predicted model, not a curated record. Gene Ontology annotation, molecular function: 4 iron, 4 sulfur cluster binding.
GAAUUCGGCAGGUGGCGCUCUGGGUACACUCAAUGUGUGUAGUUUUGUGCAGUAUAACUAUACUUAAAAACCAUCACUUGAUAAUUUAUAUCGUCGCUACCCUACGAAGAGUAGCACAUUUCAGAAUUAGCACGAAGUACUAGUACGUUUCUAACACUAGCACAUUUCACGGCUCAAAUUAAUCUUCUUUGUAGUGAUACUCGAUAAUAAUAACCCUCCUACUCCGUGUAUGCUGGAAAUUACAACAUCAACGAUCAGCUGAUGUAUAGACAAACACAUGACGAAUUCGGUGCGUCAUUUUUUCAUUUCAUUCAUCUCGCGAACGACGGUUGAUGAAUGCAAAUAAGCAAAGUGUCUUCUGAAACAAGGUCGGAAAGAUUACCUUGACAACAAUAAUGGCAUCGAGAUUUAGCGGCGCGCUGCAGCUAACAAAUUUGGAUGAUUUCAUCACUCCUUCACAGGAAUGCAUCAAACCCGUGGAAAUCAAGAAGAAUAAGUCGAAACCUGGUUCGAAAAUAAAAAUCCAGGACGAUGGAUCGUAUGCUGAAGUUUUGGAGGGUGGCCCAUUGACUAAGUUGACCAAAGUAGAGAUUACUUUGGCAGAUUGCUUGGCCUGCAGUGGAUGCAUAACUUCCGCUGAGAGCGUACUUGUCACUCAGCAAAGUCAGGAGGAGCUUCUUAAAGUAUUCAAGGACAAGAUAGAAAAGCAAAAGGCAGGUGAUGAGAAUGUGAAAUUCAUUGUGGUGAGCCUAUCAAUCCAACCAAUUCUAUCAUUGGCUGAACGGUAUAAAUUAACACCUGAAGAAGCUGCUUUACAUUUAACUGGAUACUUCAAGAGUAUGGGUGCUGAUAUGGUUUUGGACAUGACAGUUGCAGAAGAUCUUUCGCUUGUGGAGUCUGCUAAGGAAUUCGUUGAAAGAUACAAAGCAGCUAAGGAGGGAUCAAAGAACCAAUUGCCGAUGCUGGCAUCUUCCUGCCCAGGAUGGGUGUGCUAUGCCGAAAAGACACAUGGUAAUUUUAUACUUCCAUACAUAAGUGUCACAAAAUCUCCACAACAAAUAAUGGGUUCUUUAGUCAAAUAUCAUUUGGCUGAUGUGCAAGGCCUUUCUCCUGAACAGGUUUAUCAUGUAACUCUAAUGCCUUGUUAUGAUAAGAAACUUGAAGCAUCAAGAGAAGACUUUUAUAACAGUUUAAAAGAGACUAGAGACGUGGAUUGUGUUAUUACCUCAAUUGAGCUGGAGCAGAUGCUAACACAGCAAGACAAGUCACUACAAGAUUUUGAUAAAGGAGAGAUUGAGAAACCAUUCAAAACAAUGGAGUUGGAAAACAGUGGUGUACUAUUAGGUCAUCAAGGAUCUGGUUCAGGUGGAUAUGCAGAUUUCAUAUUUCACUAUGCUGCAAAAUAUUUGUUCCAAGUAACCGAUGCCAAGUUAGAAUACAAGAGCUUGAGAAAUCCCGACUUCCAGGAAGCAGUCUUGGAAAAAGAUGGCCAAGUUCUUCUAAAAUUUGCUAUUGCCAAUGGCUUCAGAAACAUACAAAAUCUUGUACAAAAGUUGAAACGCGGCAAAAGUCCCUAUGACUAUGUUGAAGUAAUGGCAUGCCCCACAGGCUGCUUAAAUGGUGGUGCUCAGAUAAGGCCACAGGAUGGUACGCAACCAAGGGAAUUGGCUUUAAAACUUGAAAAUGAGUAUCAUCAGCUCCCUAAAAGUGAUCCUGAAAAAAAUCAGGCUGUAGCAGAUUUAUAUAAAACUUGGCUUGAAGGAGAAAAUUCGGAUAAAGCUAAUGCGUAUCUUCAUACACAGUAUCAUGAAAUAGAAAAAAUGAAUGUUGCCCUCUCCAUAAAAUGGUAGUUACUUGAUCAGUUUUUUACCUUAGGUAUGUACUUAUCGCGCUGUAUAUAUGUAUUAAAAAAGUUAUUUAAAUAAAAUUUUGGGUAAAAAAUAAUAAAAUUCUGUAAAUAUAUCACAUAAUAUAUAUUAUCAAUAAAGAUAUUUACAAAUAA